Molecule: messenger RNA, 2270 nt
Organism: Panthera uncia (snow leopard)
Lineage: Eukaryota; Metazoa; Chordata; Mammalia; Carnivora; Felidae
Gene: UBXN4
Product: UBX domain protein 4
Exons: 13
Coding region: 576-1994 (472 amino acids)
Molecular function (GO): protein binding
Source: RefSeq, a predicted model, not a curated record
CGGACACCCCUCCGGCCUACCUCCAAUCCUAGGGUUCCCCAGCCUUUCCUCCGUGCUCUCGACAGGCCCUGGCUGCCGUGCCUGUUUUCUCAGCGCCUCCCCCUUCCGUUUGGGGCACGCCGGGCCUGGCUAGGCCUCCAGCUCCUGCUUCUCCCGGCACCCCGGCCGGAGGCACCGUCCCCGCCUCGCCCCCAAAACGCGCUGAGCCCCGCCCACAGCUCUGCGCGGGUCUCUGCAGCCCACCCUCGCUGCGCCUCUCGCCGCGCCCCCUGACGAGUUGGCGCAGAUAGACCCCAGCACCUCCCUCUCGGGCACCCUGGGACCCCUCUCUGUCACCUAGGACCCACUUCGGGAUGCUUCAACGCUUGUGUAGUUACUAAGUGUUCAGGUGGGAAUAGAGAGGCCUUUCGACAGGCAUUUGGGUUCAUAAUUAAUUGUGGACUGUCAGGAAGAAAGCUGUGUCAUCGGUAAGCAACAAAGAGAAGCCACCUGAUGUUCUCGGUUACUGGCGGUCGUACGCUCCUGAGACGCAAACUUUUGAGCUUUACAUAGGUGAUGAUGAGCAGUCAACACAGAUGGCUGCAAGUUGGGAAGAUGAGAAAGUAACAGAAGCAUCUUCAGACAGUUUUGUUGCUAUUAAAAUCGAUACCAAAAGUGAAGCCUGCUUACAAUUUUCACAAAUCUAUCCUGUAGUGUGUGUUCCAUCCAGUUUCUUUAUUGGAGACAGUGGAAUUCCCUUGGAAGUAAUAGCAGGAAGUGUUUCUGCAGAUGAACUUGUUACCAGAAUUCACAAAGUCCGGCAGAUGCACUCAUUAAAAGGUGAAACAUCAGUGGCAAAUGGCAGCCCGUCAGAAAGUUCAGUCUCUACUCCAUCCACAUCAUUGGAACCUAACAACACUUCUGAAAACUCUCAGUCCAGAAAUGUAGAGCCUUGUGAGAUACCACCCACUUCUGAUACAAAGUCAGAUUCUGCAACAGGAGGAGAGAGUUCAGGCCAUGCCAGUCCAUCUCAGGAGCCUGGUGGAUGUUCAAAUCAGAGACCUCCAGAGGACCUGACUGUCAGAGUGGAAAGACUCACUAAAAAACUUGAAGAAAGGAGAGAAGAAAAAAGGAAAGAGGAGGAACAGAGAGAAAUUAAGAAGGAAAUUGAGAGGAGAAAAACUGGAAAAGAAAUGUUGGAUUAUAAAAGAAAGCAAGAGGAAGAAUUAACAAAAAGAAUGUUAGAGGAAAGAAACAGAGAAAAGGCAGAAGAUAGGGCAGCUCGAGAGCGUAUAAAACAGCAAAUUGCCUUGGACCGUGCAGAGAGAGCUGCUCGUUUUGCAAAGACAAAGGAAGAAGUAGAAGCUGCUAAAGCUGCUGCUUUGUUGGCCAAACAGGCAGAAAUGGAAGUCAAGAGGGACUCUUCUGCAAGAGAAAGAAGCACUAUUGCACGAAUUCAGUUUCGUCUGCCUGAUGGUUCUUCUUUUACAAAUCAGUUCCCUUCUGAUGCUCCUCUAGAAGAAGCAAGGCAGUUUGCUGCCCAGACUGUCGGCAACACUUACGGUAAUUUUUCACUAGCAACUAUGUUUCCCAGGAGGGAAUUUACCAAAGAAGAUUAUAAAAAGAAAUUACUGGAUUUGGAACUUGCCCCAAGUGCUUCAGUGGUACUGUUGCCAGCAGGAAGACCAACUACAUCCAUGGUACAUUCUUCCAGUGGAGACUUUUGGACGUUGUUGGGGACAGUCCUUUACCCAUUCCUUGCCAUCUGGAGAUUGAUUAGCAACUUCUUAUUUAGUAACCCUCCUGCACAGACUUCUGUGAGAGCGGCGGCAUCGGAACCCUCAAACCUUGCUUCAUCUAGCAACUCAGAGAAAAGGGAACCAGUCAGAAAAAGAGUGCUGGAGAAACGGGGAGAAGAUUUUAAAAAGGAGGGGAAGAUCUACAGAUUGAGGACUCAAGAUGAUGGUGAAGAUGAAAACAACACUUGGAAUGGAAACUCUACUCAACAGAUGUAGUGUGACAAGUACUGUAUGUGCAAUAAUCAUUGUUUCUCUUAUGAUUUAAUUCAACUAAAAUUCUACUGGAGAAGUGGACUGCUUUUUCCUUUUCCAACUGGUCUAUAAAGUGUCUCUCUAUCCCUGCUUAGUGGGUUAAAGUUGUUUAACUCCUCAGACAAGUCAGGAAAUGAAAUAACUGUCCUUGCGUAUGGUAACCAACUGCUAGAAGCCUAAAAGAAUCAAAAGGUCUGCCACAGCCUCCCUUUAUCAGCUUUCUUACUCAGUAUUUCAUAU